Messenger RNA from Cooperia oncophora, 522 nucleotides. The record is from the annotation of a GenBank genome assembly. Lineage: Eukaryota; Metazoa; Nematoda; Chromadorea; Rhabditida; Trichostrongylidae.
CUCGCUGUUGCGGCAGAGCAAUCCAAAGCUGACUCAACGAAGCACAAAGAAGGUGGAGAGGGAGACGCAGAGCACGGUGCUGAUGAAGAGUAUGAACCGGAUGUGCAUUUUGCUCCAGUGGUUCCUCUUCCAGACCUUGUAGAUGUAAAAACCGGUGAAGAAGAAGAGCAGGUCGUGUUUGUUGCUAGGGCGAAACUUUUCCGUUUCAUCAAGGAGACCAAAGAGAAUAAAGAGCGUGGUGUUGGUGAUCUCAAGAUACUUCGUAAUCCUAAAAAUAAUGCUCAUCGCGUGGUGAUGCGCCGCGAACAAUCUGAUGCAAAUUUCGCUUAUCUACCCACAAUUGAAUUGAAUGAAAAGAAGGGAAUGCCAAACGUCUACAACUGGAUAUGUCGCGAUUAUUCGGAAUCAAAUGAGGGUGUGGAUGAGAUAUUUACGGCGAAAUUCAAAACAGCUGAAAUUGCCAAGGAAUUCCACGACAAGUUCAAGGAAGCUGCGGCGGCGCAUCCGAGUGCCUCCAAAUAG